Messenger RNA from Fomitiporia mediterranea MF3/22, 396 nucleotides. RefSeq lists its product as uncharacterized. The record is from RefSeq and is a predicted model, not a curated record. The transcript has 3 exons. The coding region runs from base 1 to 396 and encodes 131 amino acids. Lineage: Eukaryota; Fungi; Basidiomycota; Agaricomycetes; Hymenochaetales; Hymenochaetaceae.
AUGACAGCCCAGGCGCCGGAUCUGGCGGCCGCAAUAAACAACGUACAAGGUGCACUGAUGAACUUGGCGAAUUAUGUGGAGUUUGCACAAGCCGAAAAUAUCAUAUAUGAGGUUGUUCAGCGUGAAGUACGACAACACAACAUGAGAGCAUUCAACUGGAGAGGCAACGCCGACUCAGAACCACACCUAAUUCCACCACCACUUCCUGGCUUUCAGCAACAGCUGGAACUACCUGAAGGCGUACACUUCCCACAAAAUACUCAUCAAUUCUGGAGGCUAACCGCGGCUAGCUAUCGUGCUAUUUUACAAGCUUAUGGACAAGCUAUUGAUGGUAAUCGCUAUACGCUUCAGGAUCGCCUUCGCAAGUUUAUCACCCUUCCACCACUUGAUGGUUAG